ACACCUAUCCAUCACAACAACUCUGUUUCCGUCCAUAGACCCAUCAGCGUUGCACAGUUCAGUUGAGCUUUAAGAAGAGUUUGAGUGCCAUGGCACGGUUCAGAAUUAGCACCUCGUCACUCUCCCCGUGCAGCGUGGUGCUGGCUACGAUCACGAUAUGGCUGAGCCUCUCGAUGGUGGCCAAUGCCGCUGAGAAUCGUAGUUCCAUACUGAACGCGUUGACUGACAGUUAUGCGGACCACGAGGUGUUCGUACAAUGCACUUGUGUUUACGACACAUAUCGCCGCACUUUUACUCCUAAAUUUCUUCUGAAGCCCGGGGCUAAUACUUCGGUGGAAGUGGAUCGCUGCCCAGGAGUCAAACAGGUUGAAUGCGAUGUCACCAGGUACUCCAGGCCUCCUUUGGCUCAGGAGAAGUACUACAUGAAAGUGCUCGUUUGGUACUUCAAGGGUCCAUCGCAGACCAAAUUCAAGUUCGACAACGGCGUGUUGUAUUUCGCCGUGGCUCCCGACUUCAGUUGGAUCAAUUCUGGACUCGUCUGGAGUAUGGAUGUGGAAUAUUACUUCACUCCAAAGUUCCUAACUUCGGCGAGUGAAAACGCUUUACGGGUGGAAGCCUAGUCUUCCUUUCGAAUGGACUGAGGAAUGGAGCUAUUGCAUUUUACAUCUUUGCGGGGAUAAUCUUCUUAAUAUUGGCCGGGCGAUAGUAAUACUGCUUCGACAAGUAUUUCAGAUGCUCUUCGCCCUGUGAAAUUAUAAACGUUAGAGAUAUCUCGCAUAGACUGUGUAUGAGCUAGUCUUGGAACCUUCUUAGAGCCCUGGAAUUCAUCUGUGGUGAAGUAACAAGACUUGAUGGACGAGCACCAUAAUGGUUCUUUCCUUUCAUUACAGAG
Marchantia polymorpha subsp. ruderalis is the source of this 892-nucleotide messenger RNA. NCBI's taxonomy places the organism in Eukaryota, Viridiplantae, Streptophyta, Marchantiopsida, Marchantiales, Marchantiaceae. The record is from the annotation of a GenBank genome assembly.